Molecule: messenger RNA, 6078 nt
Organism: Athalia rosae (coleseed sawfly)
Lineage: Eukaryota; Metazoa; Arthropoda; Insecta; Hymenoptera; Athaliidae
Gene: cnn
Product: CDK5 regulatory subunit-associated protein 2
Exons: 15
Coding region: 1314-5558 (1414 amino acids)
Biological process (GO): positive regulation of microtubule polymerization; microtubule bundle formation; centriole replication
Cellular component (GO): perinuclear region of cytoplasm; mitotic spindle pole; microtubule plus-end
Molecular function (GO): protein kinase binding; microtubule binding; calmodulin binding
Source: RefSeq, a predicted model, not a curated record
CGAGUCAAAGCGCGCGAGCUUCGGUCUUCAGUUCUCGUUAAGAAGUCGGACCGUUCGGACGCGUGACGAUUUUCGUUUUAACUGCAUUGAAGUACACGCGUAGGUACGUACAUGCGUCGUACUCUCGAUAAAGAAUAACAAGUGCCCACUGGACUCCGGGGUGGAAAACAAAGGUGGAAAACCGGCCGUAGUAGUUGAGAUUACGGAGUUCGAAGUUCAAAGAUUGCCGUCUCAUUGUUGUGAAUAUCUAGCGACUUCCAUUAGUUUGUAGAAUAAUUUCAUCCACACGUCUCGACUGGUGAGAUCGGACCAUUUGCGAGAAGACAAGAUGGGAUACAUAGGGCCGUUCGUCGAGAUGAGAUUAUUGAUAUUUUCAAAGAGUAUCGUUAGAAAAACGAAGCGCGUAAUCGAAUGACAAUUCCGUAAAUUGGUCUCACGGUAUAAUCGUUUUUAUCGUUUCAUUUUCCGUUCGACGAAUAUCGCGUUUCGUCAAACGCGGGUGCUAUUGAACGGAAUUAAUUUAAACAGUAACAAUUUGAGACUUGCGAGUGUUGAAUUUUAUAUCGUUCUUCCUUGGUUAUUGAUAUAAAUUAUUGUGAUAUAUACAUCAAUUGAACUGUACUCGUUACGUACACUGACGUUGCACAAAUGUACAUAAAAUUACAAACUGAACGGUUACGAAUGUGAUGUGAAAAGAAAAUAAAUAAAAUAAAAUAAAUGAUAAUCUAGAAUAAGAGAUUCAACGACGAAUGUGAACUCCGACCCCCCCUGUUUCGUAAUUCUAAAACAAGACGGUGUCACAUACGUGUGUAUAAAAUAUUCAUUUUUUUUCUGAAAUUUUCUCAAGUAGCUGUCGAAUGCCAAUUGAAUCUGCUUAUGUGUUACUUUAUCUAGCGGUAAAUAAAAAGACAAACAAAAUAAUUAAAAUUAAAUAAUAAAACAGAUAAACUGGUCGUCGUCGUCAACGAACUGCUGUCGAAAGAUUCGAAAGAAAAACAAUAUAAUCACACUAGAACCAAUAGCAAAAGUAAUAAUAACGAUAAUAAUAAUAAUUAUUAUUAUAUAAAUAAAGGAGAUAUAAAUAAAGUCUGAUACCCAAGUGCCAAAGACAAAAAGGAGGAUAUAUUAUAGGAGAGCCAAAAAUUCAGAGUAAUUAUAUUUUUAACAUUGAUUGAAUAGUAUUUAAAUAUUAGAAUAAAUGAGAAUAAUAUUCGGCAGUAUUAGUUAACGGUGCAACGACGUAAAUUUUUAUCACGCCUUUUAAUUAAUUAAACAAACAAACAAACAAACAAACAAAGAAAACAGAGCGAAACAUGUCAUUUUUCAACGGAUAUUCAACCUACGGUGGACAAUCGCAAAGUUCGCCAACCAGAACCGGUGUUUGGGGUGGUUCUCACAGUCCAUUCAGGAGCACGAACCUGACCCUCCAGGACAUAACGAUAGACAACACGUUGCCCUGUAUAAAUGGCAUGAACGCGAGAUCUCCAGGUAAGACGACCGCGAACGGGCCAGGAUUGGGGCUGGUUAGGGGGGUCACGGGUAUCGUACAAGGAACGGGAGGCAGAACCAUGAAGGAAUACGAGGACCAGCUCGGCAUGCUCAAGAAGGAAAACUUCAAUCUCAAACUGCGAAUAUACUUUUUGGAGGAGAGAAUGGGCAUUACUUCUGCCGACGAAGAUGCGGUGAAAAAAAAUAUUGAACUCAAGGUCGAGGUCGAGUCCUUGAGGAAAGAACUGAUCGAGAAGCAGGAUCUUCUCAGUCAAGCGGCCAAAGCUUUUGAACUAAUUGAGGAACAGAAAGAAGCGUCCACUCGCAAUCAAACGCAGUACCAGCAGUCGUUGGACGUGGAGAGGGAAAGAAUCGCUGAUCUCGAAAGAGAGUUGGAAGAGUACAAGGAGAAACUGGGUGACCCCUCGAUGUACUACAAAGAAGCAUUCGGGGUUACGCCGGAGGAAUCGUUGGAAAAUAAAGAAAAAUUAAAUCAGAUGGAAAAACUUGUUGCGGCCCUGGAAGUGGAGGUAAAACAGAUAACUAGUAGUCUUGAAGAGGAACGUACCUGGGCCUUGGAAUUGGAAGGUGAAAGAGACCAGUUGAAGGAACGCCUCGAGUCGGAGGUACAGCUCAGGGAAGGAUUGGUCGACGAACGAAAUAGAGACAUCGAUCAGCUGAGGGAAAAAGUUAGGCAAUUGGAGGAACAAGUCUUCAAGUGGGAGACUAUCUCUCAACAGCAUAAAAGUGAACUGCUCGAAAAAGAUAGAAUUGUUAAAGAGAAGACCCUGCUGCUCGACGAACGUCUCCGUGCUUACGAGGAACUUCACAACGACUGCGAAAAAAGGAAAAAACAAGUUGAUUCUUUGAGGGCGUCUGUCAAAGCUCGGGACGACGCUCUGAUAGAAAUUAACAACAAACAUAAAACUCUGCUGUCACAGUUCGAAUGCAAUUCCCUGAAAAUCAAAAGCUGCUCUCCACCGAGUAGCCCGACGACUCCGAUCUUCUUUGACGAUUCACGUUCACGAACAAUGGGGCAACGAUCCGGCUGCAUGCGUAGUCCUAGAAAGAACAAUAAUCCUGUCGAUUGGGAACCAAACAGGGAAAGAUCGUCGGGACUCAACUCGAAGCUGGCUGCGACUAGUUCGCGGGAUAUCAAAGAGUUGGCGAAGGAAUUGGAGGAAAAGGAUAUCGAGUGUAAACGCCAAGAAGAGGGGAAGAAGCAGCUGACGCUGAAACUUUGUAAUGCUCAAAAAUCCGCAGAGGUUGCAGAGCAAAGAGUGGAGAAGUUGACUGCGGAAAAUGAAAAAGCUAUGAAAAUGAUACAAGGAUUCCUAAGCAAACAAGAGAAGCUCGAAGAUAAACUAUUGGAAAAGGAUCGCAAGAUUAUGGAACUAGAGGUUGAACUGAGCAGACCCAGAAGCCAGGACAGCAACAAAUCCAAUCGUAGGGGUCCACCGGUCAGGCGGGAUCUGAGUAACGAGAUGACAGACAAUCCAGAGCGGGACCAAUCCAAUCAGCAACGCUUCGAGGAAAUGGAGAGCAAGAUUAACGACCUCCGUGUACAAAUCGAGAUCAUUAAGGCUGAGAAAAACAAACUGGAGAUGCAGAUUCAAGCUGAAUCGGAGGAGGUACAGGAGAAAUUGAAGAACAGGGAGCAGAGAAUCGAGUAUUUAGAGUCGGAGAGAAGCACGAUACGUACGGAAUUGUCAGAGAAGUCUAUCGAACUGCAGAGAUUGAAGGAAGCCUACAAUCAAGCUAGUAUUAAAAUAGAAGAAAGCAGGCCAAGCGAGUCGAAAGACGAAAAUAAUCUCAGAGAAGAGCUCCUCUCGAAGAACGCAGCGAUCAAUGAAAGAGAUCUAAAAAUUGAACAAUUGACUAAGGAGUUACAAAUCAGGACUCAGAAUUUACAGAAACUUGUCAAUACCGAACUUUGGAGCAAAAACAAAGAGAUUGCAAAGUUGCAUAAUCACAUGACCGCGACGCACGGCCACGAGAAAAGCAGAAACAAGUCCGAAUCGUCGUUGGAAAAUUCUGAAUCUCAAGUCACCGCCUUGAUAAAAGAACUUUUGGACAUCGGAAUUCAGGUGAAAAUUUCCAACGAAGUUGUGCAGUUGAACUACAUCGGCGACAACGAAACUAUAGACGUUAAAACGCUUAAAAAUAACAUCCAGAAACUUUUCGAUCAAAGAAACGAACUGGAGAAGGAAAUCGAUUACCUAAAAUGGCUAAAAUUGAUAUCCAAACCAGAUAUAGGCACCGAAAUAGAGAGCUCAGGGUCAGAAACCGAAAAAGCUAGAAAAUAUUGCGAACUGUUGCGAACGCAUUUGAAAGAAUUGGUUAGAUUCAUGAAAAAUAUGUUGAUCAAAGCCAAUCACGCGGACGCCAUAAGCAAGGAGCACAAGAAAAUAGUUCUCGACGUAUUUUUGGAUUCUAAAAUUUUGCCAGACGAUUUUAUCCACGCUCUCGAAGAAAUUCCCGGCGAAAACGGCAUCGGAGAUCCCCCUUGCCUUCGUCGUUUGGGCGAAUCACGGCCGAACGAUGGUGUAGUGAAGAAAAGUUAUUCCGAACACCUUUUGGACGGGAAUAAGAACCAAAAUUCUACCCAGUCAGAUUCAGAGGCAUUCUCUGAACCCGAUAGGACGGUUUCGCUCGCCAGAAUCGGACUCCAAGAACUUCAGCAUAAAUCUACUCUUAAACAGAGGUUCUCGAAGUAUACAAAAACGUUCAGCGACUCUGAGGAUUCCAUGGAUUACGUCCCAUAUCAUAAAACUUACCAAAGCGAUUUGAACGACUUGGACGCCACGAACCAUAUCCAAGAAUUGAAAGAAACUAAUAACCUUCUAUAUUCCGAACUGAAUUCUCUCCGGAACGAACUCUCCAGAAAAACUUUGUUUGACGAUAGAUUCGAUGAAAAACUAGCGCCUUUGAUCGCAAAAUUGGAACGGUCGCAAAGGUUCUGUGAACGCCUGCAAACGUCCCUUGACAAAAAGAUGCACGAGUGUCAUGCCCUGAAAAAAGAAAGCAAACAGAACAGCGUCCGGAAGGCUCAAUUGGAGAAAAAAAUCACGGAGGUUGAAAGUAUGGCGAUCGAGUUAACGAAGCAAAAGGUAGAACUUUUGCAGGCGAAAGAAAACGCGGAGAGACAAGCCGCCGACAUGUUGACCGCCCUCAAUAGAGAAAAUGACACGCUGCGAUCGAAGAUCAAAAAAAUGGAAGAGGAAAUGGAUGCGGCCAGAAAGAACUUGGCCGUUAUUACGAAAGAGAUGGACCAGUUGACACUUUCGCACUCUCAGGUGCUCGUGGAAAACACUAAAUUGACUAACGAGAAACUAAAGCUGGAACAAGAUGUUAGGAAAAUCGAUAGCCGGUACGACAUCGAACUGCGAUCUCUGAACGAUAAAUUUACCAAAGAAAUCAGAGAUCUGAAUCAGAUGAACGAUUCGCAUAGACUGAGGAUGCAGGAGUUGGAAAUCGUCAAUAAGGAAUUAAGGAGACACGUCGCCGUCUGCGAAGCUAGCGAUUCCGCACCGAGUUCCAGCGGUGUAUCGUCCAUCCCAACCGAUACAACGAUCAAACAGGGUUGUGACGAUAUACUGCAAGAAUAUCAUUGUUACAACGGCUCCCAGUACUGGUUACCGAUAAAUUAUCCAACGGCCACCGGUCGCUGUAAAUCCAGCUGUUCACCCGACCUGGGUAUCGAAAGUGACGCAGCGCUGACUACAACUCGUCCGUUGAAAGAUACGUUGAAAAUUACCGAAUCUAUGACUAAUCUUCUCAGCGAGGACGAAAAUUGCAAUACAAGCAGAGAGCUCAGAGACAUGGACAGCGAAAGCCCGCUGCCUACAGAAGGUGGGCAUAGCUAUAGUCUAAACGAGAUGGAAGUAUUGAAGCAAGAAAACGAGGCGUUGAAACGGAGACUGAUGAAGACUAGAAGAGCUCUCGAAGAUACGUUUCAACAUCUAUCCGCAUCGAAUAAGAAUAAAAAGAAUGUUGAAAAAGCAAUCACCAAACAGCUUAUGAUAACCAAAACUAUCUUAAAGAAAACUAGAACGUACGAAGAGCCCUGAAUAACCUAUAAUAUAAAAAAUAUUAACGAUUACUGAAAAAUUUAGUAUCGAGAGGAUAAAACGUAAACGCAUGUAUUUACGUUGCCAUGAUUUAUCGAUAAUUAUAAUAAUUAUUAAUUAUCCUAUUCGUUAAAUAACGUGCGCGAUUAACACGGUUCAUCAAAGGAAGAUGAACGCUAACUAUUCGAUAGUUGAAAAGUCAUAUCGUGCCGAGAAUAGCAAAAUAUUUUGUUAUGUCCCAGUAUUAGGCAGUGUGCUCUUUUUUCCAUGUAUAAAUUCCUGAUUUUGUGUAUGAGUCUGGUGUAUAUUGAGACUUGUAAAUAGAUAUUCUUUUUUUUUGUAUCGAUUUGUAUUUAGUAGUCUUUUGUAAUUAUAUGAUAAAAUUGUGUGAUUGCUCGCCACUGUCUGUCGUUCACCUUGUGGCCAAUAAACAUUUAUAUAUUUCACUGUAUAUAACCACAACUCGAUAUUUUUACUAUUAUAGAUUCGUAGCAUCUGUAAAUAAAAGCCACUGAUUGAA